AUGUUUACAACUCGACGUGGAUUACUUGCACCACAAAAUACAUUUCUUGAUACAAUUAUACGAAAAUGUGAUGGACAAAAUUCCUGUUUUCUGCUCACUAAUGCACGUAUAUUAGACUUUCCGAUUGUAUAUGUUAGUAAUGGAUUUACAAAUCUCACUGAAUUUGGUCGUAUUGAAGUAAUGCAAAAACCUGGUCUAUGUCCAUUUCUUCACGGACCACAAACAGAUAAGUCAAUUAUAACGACACUAGAAAAUGCAUUUAAAGAACAAAAAUCCGAACAUGUUGAAGUAAUUUUAUACAAAAAGAAUUUGACUCCAUUAUGCAUUUUGGUUGAAAUAAUUCCAAUUCGUAAUGACGAAGAUUUGGUGGUGUUAUUUCUAAUUACAUUCAGAGAUUUAACGGCAUUUCGUCAACCAUUGAAAGAAGAAUCUGCUCAAACAUCAGCAUUAGGAGCAUUUGCAGCUGCAAGUGAUGCCGGAAGUAGUUGGGGAAAAUUUGCACGUCUUGUAUUUGCUAUGGUAAGACAGAAAGCUGAAGAUUCAAUUACAGGUAAUCCAGAACAAAUAGAUUCUCCACAAUUAAAUAUUGAGAAUGAAACAAUUCAAUGUGUUCAAUCAAAAUCCACUGAAAAGCAACAACAUCAACAAUUCUUUGGAUCUGAUAAAAAUGUAAACAACACAAAUGAGUUCACCACUAAUAAUAACAAUAAUAAUAAUAGUAAUAGUAAUAGUAAUACAAACGAUGAAAUUGAAUUGAUUAUUCCAUUAACACAACGGAAUCAACGUAAAUCAACUAAAUCUUGUCAUCAUUUUUCAACAUCAGAUAAUAUUAAUAAUUUACCAUCAAAUAUAAUUAGUAGUAGUUAUGUGAAAUCAUUAAAUAAAUUAGAAACUGGUGAAUUAAAUUUAUAUAAUUUAGAAAUUAAAUCAAAAAAGCAUAAAUAUAAUAUAUUUAAAAAAAGAAUAAAUAAACAAUCGAACAAUACCAUAUUGAAUUCAAAGAAGCUUGGAAAUAUCAAAGGUACAAAUAUAAAUGGGGAUGUAGAUGAUCUUUUUAGUAAUCAAUGGUCAGCUCCUGAAUCAGUUCCACGUUAUCGUCCAGAACCACCAUGUCCACCUAAACAUGUACUUUUACAUUAUUCAGUAUUUCGAAUUGUAUGGGAUUGGACAAUCUUAUUGCUCACUGGUUACACAGCUAUCAUUGUACCAUUAAGAGUUGCAGUUAUUCCUCGACCAGCAUGGAUUCCUUCCUCUGAAUCUUUAACUGUACGGACAAAUAAUCAAAAAGAAUGGAUCCAUCCAACAACAUUAGAGCUGUUAACUAUAAUGGAUGCGAUCAUUGAUAUUAUUUUCGGUGUAGAUAUUGUAUUGAAUUUUCAUACAUCUUUUGUUGGAGCCGGUGGUGAGGUGGUUGCUGAUCCUCCAGUUAUUCGAAUGAAUUAUUUGAGCGGUUGGUUUACAUUAGAUUUAUUGGCUUGUCUUCCAUAUGAGAUUUUAAAAUAUUGUUGGCCUGUAGAUAACACUGAAGUUUAUUAUCUGAUGGAUGCAUUACGUAUAAUUCGAUUAUUACGUAUAGGACGUGCAGCUAGACGAAUUGAUCAAUAUUUAGAAUAUGUAUCCACUUUAUUAUUAUUAAUGAUUUUAUGCUUUUUUCUAUUAGCACAUUGGUUUGCUUGUGCAUGGUAUGCUGUUGGUAUAUUUGAUAUAGAAAAUAAAAUUUAUUAUGGUUGGAUACCAAGAAUUUAUAAUGAUUCAUUAAAACCACAAAAUUGGGAAGAAUUUACAUUAUAUGAUAAUAGUUUAACAGUAUCAAUGUUAAAUUUAAAUAAAACACAAUUAUUAAGUCAACAUAUUACAAAUGUACAUAAUUCAUUAAUGAAUUUUGCAUUAAUUAAUACUAAUUCACAAUCAAUACCAUCUACACCUAGAACAUCCUCAUCCUCAGCAACAACAUCAUUAUCAUCAUCAAUGAAAUCGAAAAAUCAAUUUUAUCAAUCAAUCAAUAUUACCAAUUGUUCAAUCAAUAAAAUUUGUGUAAAUAAAACAUUACAAAAUGAUACACUGAUAACUAUAAAUUUAGAUCAACAAGAAUAUAAACAAAAUAAUAAUAUUUAUCAUCAUAUAUCAACAUUAAAUUUACCAUUACAAAAUUCUAGAGAAAAAUGGACUGCUUAUAUAACAGCAUUAUAUUUUAGUUUAUCAUUACUUACUACAAUUGGAUUUGGGAAUGUAGCAGCUUUUACAGAAAGUGAAAAAUUAUUAUCCAUAUGUUGUAUGCUUAUAGGUGCUUUAGUUUAUGCUACUAUAUUCGGAAAUGUAACAACUAUUGUUCAACAAAUGUAUGCAACACGUACAAGAUAUAAUGAAAUGAUGAAAGGGGUUAAAGAUUUCUUAAAAAUUCAUGAAGUUCCAAGAGAGUUAGGUGAACGUGUUAUUGAUUAUAUUACAUCAUCUUGGUCGGUAACCAAAGGAAUUGAUACAGUGAAAGUAUUAAACUAUUGUCCAAAAGAUAUGCAAGCAGAUAUUUCUGUUCAUUUAAAUCGUUGUGUAUUCAAUAGUCAUGCUGCAUUUCGUUUAGCAAGUGAUGGUUGUCGACGUUCAUUAGCUGUUAACUUUCAAACAUUGCAUACAGCACCAGGUGAUUUAAUCUGUCAUCAAGGUGAAAGCGUUGAUCAAUUAUGUUUUAUAGCAAGUGGUACUUUAGAAGUAUUGCAAGAUGAUGAAGUGAUAGCGAUACUCGGGAAAGGUGAUGUUUUUGGUGACCCAUUAUGGAAGAAUACAGUGUCAGUACCGGCAGCAGCUAGCGUUCGAGCGCUGACUUAUUGUACGUUGCAUACAAUAAGAUUGGAUCGUCUACGAGUUGUUUUAAACUUCUAUCAUGCAUUCGCAAAUAGUUUUACAAGAAAUUUAGAGUUAACUUACAAUUUAUGCAAUAGAGUGAUAUUUCGAAAGUUGUCUGACGUAAGACGUGAAAUGGAACUUUCAAUGAGAAGAAAUAAAGAACCACCACUGAGUUCAUUGCCAGCAAAUCAUCCAGUGAGAAAAUUAAUCUCUAGAUUUCGUCGAUCAAGUCAAGUUGGAGAUUUAUCUUCAAGGCAGUAUUUAGGUACAAUAGUUUCAUAUAAUACAUCAUUAGAUGGUUCAGAAUUUGAAAAUUCAAGUAUUUCUGAUGUGUUGGUCAACAGCACUGCUGAAAAACCAGGCUCCGUUUGUAAAUCUCCACUCCCAAGCAAUGAUACUCACAUAUAUCAAAGUAAUGAUCCUAAAAUUACAACUCCGAUAUCGAGUCCUGUUAAAAUAACUCCUAAGAAUUCUGUUGAUUCACAACUACAAUCGGAACCUCCUGUUGUUGUUACAGCCAAUUCAUUGAAGGGUCAAAAUCCUGCUAGAAAAUGGGCCCGUCUUAUUUCUAAAGCAACACAACCACCAUUACACAAUUUAAAUGAAGAAGCAAAUGAAGAUUCAAACCGUUUACCGCCAACACAAGUAAAAAAUUUGUCAAAAAUUCAGCUACCAACAAAAUCUUUAGAUGAUCAAAACUUUACAUCUACACCAGUUACCACAGUUGUACCACUAACUACGGAUCCAAAUCCCAUAAUCGUUUCGACACAAACACUGAUAUCAUAUACAACAUCAUUAAAUACAAUAACAACAAUGUCUGCAAUGAAUUCUACUAAUCUGACACCAAAUAUACCAUGUCACGAUUUGCAUAGAAUUGAAUUAAACAUUGAGAAGUGUUUCGAUAAUUUUCAUAUAAAACUUAGUCAACAAAUAAAUGAAAUUGUUAAACGAUUAGAUAAUUUAGAAGGACAAAUUGUUGAAUUACGAAAUACUUUCCCAAAUCCUAUUAAUACAAGUAUAACUGAGCCAAAAAUUGAUCAUUUACAAUCGAAUACUGCCAUAUCAACUACUACCAAUAAUAAUAAUAGUAAUAAUAAUGUUAAUAAUAACGAUAGUACUGCAAAUAAUCAUUUCCCAAAGAUCUGUAUCAAAUAAAAACCAUGUUCAGCCAAAAUGAUAUCAUCAUUCUAUUGAACUUUGAAACUUCACUAUUCAUAAAUCAUAAUCGUUCAGUUGUCUUAAGCCAAAUUAAAUCUCAUGUUGUUUGCUUUUUAUUAUUAUUAUCGUCAGACAAAAAAAACUUUUCGAAUGUAUAAUUCAAUCAGUAUUAUGUGUAUACAGAAAUGAGAAAAAGUUAAUAUUUGUAAUAUUUUUAUUACACAAAACGAAAUUCAUGAAACAAACGAUGAAGAAUCGUUUCUUUGGAAACACCCAAUCAUAUUUAUGUAACAGUUUUUGUGUAUUGAAUAAUCAAAAGAAAAAAAAGAAAAAGAAAAGAAGCAUUUUACAAAGAUUCUGUUUACAAAAAAGGAUCUCUUUUCUUUCUUCUUCUUCUUCUUCUUUUGGUAUACAGUAUUUAAUCUUAACAAACUAUAUUCAAUAGAAAUCAUAGUAAACAAACUGAAUUACUUUAUUUUAAGAAAGUAUGAAUGAACUGGGUUAUUUUUCCUUUUUUUUGUGAAGAUUUUUCAUGGUGAAUUUUACAAGAAUCAUUUAAAUCUCAUGUAAUUAUUACUGUUUAUCAUUGUAUAAUAGAGUUAUGUAAUAACCAUGUAUGCAUAAAUUAUUUUCAUGUUGAUUCAAAUUAAUAAUGGAAAUGAUUAUAAAGUUAAAGAAAUUCUUCUUAAUUAAUGUUUAGUGGCCUGAAAUCUCACUUUUAUAGUAUCGUAUGAAUGUUUGUUAUUGAAGUACACAUGUUGUCAUUUAUUGUAUAUACUCAUCGUUUGCUGAUUGCUAUCGAAAUGUACAUGCUACCAAUCCUCAUAUGUAAUUAUCAAC
Messenger RNA from Schistosoma bovis, 4839 nucleotides. NCBI's taxonomy places the organism in Eukaryota, Metazoa, Platyhelminthes, Trematoda, Strigeidida, Schistosomatidae. The record is from the annotation of a GenBank genome assembly.